CCAGCCCCGUUGGCUGCCAGGGCCAUUAGCACCAGCAGAGCUGCCCAGGCAGAGCCAGCCUGAGGAGACAUCUGAGGCCACAUCUCUCAACAGUCUGCUGUUCCUGCUGCUGCACCCACUGCUGCACGCUCUGGCCCUCGCUGCUGGAACUAUGCAGUCCCCUCGCUGCUGCCUUCUCUCCCUCCUCCUCUACCUCUUCCUCCUCUCUGGGACAUGGGCAAACCUGGAGGGGGCCUUCACUCUCCGGCUGCUCCAGACCACCACCUUCCAAAACACCUCAUUUACGGACAUGGAGGGAUUGGGCCUGCUUGAAGACAUCGAACUUGGUUGUCUUGAUAAACACACAUGGUCCAUCCACUUCUGCCAGCCCUGGGUGCGCCCAGCCCUGCCCCACGUUGACUGGGACACCAUUGAGAACCUACUUAAGGUCUAUUUGCAGAAGUUCAGGCAUCUGAUCAACGAAGGGGCCAUGCAAAGGGACAUCCCCUACCCCUUUGUGGUUCAGUGCAUGGCAGGCUGUGUGCUGUACUCCAACAGAACCUCCCAGGCAUUUGCCUAUGUGGGUUACAACGGUCAGGAUUUCCUCAGCUUUGAUACAGAGAAUGUCACCUGGACCCUCUCCCAGGACACCGAGUUGUCACGGUAUGUCCAGUCAUUUCUCCAGAACUACACUGCCUUGAAUGAGCUGGUGGAAAUAAUCUUCAAUGAUACUUGUGCCGAUGAAAUGGAGGUGUUCCUGCAGUAUGGGAGGACAGCUUUCCCAGUCCCAUCUCCUCCCUGUCAACCCUUGUCUCAUGUAGGGGCCUUCACUCUCCGGCUGCUCCAGACCACCACCUUCCAAAACACCUCAUUUACGGACAUGGAGGGAUUGGGCCUGCUUGAAGACAUCGAACUUGGUUGUCUUGAUAAACACACAUGGUCCAUCCACUUCUGCCAGCCCUGGGUGCGCCCAGCCCUGCCCCACGUUGACUGGGACACCAUUGAGAACCUACUUAAGGUCUAUUUGCAGAAGUUCAGGCAUCUGAUCAACGAAGGGGCCAUGCAAAGGGACAUCCCCUACCCCUUUGUGGUUCAGUGCAUGGCAGGCUGUGUGCUGUACUCCAACAGAACCUCCCAGGCAUUUGCCUAUGUGGGUUACAACGGUCAGGAUUUCCUCAGCUUUGAUACAGAGAAUGUCACCUGGACCCUCUCCCAGGACACCGAGUUGUCACGGUAUGUCCAGUCAUUUCUCCAGAACUACACUGCCUUGAAUGAGCUGGUGGAAAUAAUCUUCAAUGAUACUUGUGCCGAUGAAAUGGAGGUGUUCCUGCAGUAUGGGAGGACAGUUCUGGAGAGACAAGAGUUGCCUGUGGCCACGGUCUUCACCCGCACCCCCAGCCUAGACCAGCUGCUGCUUGUUUGCCAUGUCACUGGCUUCUACCCCCGUCCCAUCAGCGUGGCCUGGCUGCGGGAUGGCCAGGAGGUGCCUCCGGGCCCGGCGCUCAACACCAGCACCAUCCUGCCCAACGCUGACCUCACCUACCAGCUCCGCAGCGUCCUGGCCGUGGCCCCCCGUGAUGGGCACAGCUAUGUCUGCCGUGUGCGCCACCACAGCCUGGGCACCCGCAGCCUUCUCAUCCCAUGGGGGAACUCAGAAGUGGUGCUGAUCACAGGGCUCGUGGCUGGCCUGCUUGCAGCCGUGGCCGUAGCUGCCAUGUCAGUGCUUUGGGUGUGGCGACAAAGAAAGCACCAACAGAUGGAGGAAUCUGAGUCCAGGAACUCCAUCCUGAGCAGAGAAGCUUAGCUCAGAAGGGAGCCAACAGUCCCCAUUCCCUCCCACUGCCUUCAUAGCAACAAGAUCUACCUUUUUCUGCUUCAUCUAAGUUCUGGGCAUUGCCAAUUGCAAGACUAAAUUCAGAGAUGCACAAGAGAAACCUGAGCUGUUGACUCACCUGAAUUUUCUAAACACACACAAAUGCAAGUCUGAGACCUCCUCACUUGUUACACAUGAUCAUCUCUUAGCUUGUGGCACUGGCCAGUCCACCCACUGAUGCUUUAGGGCACCUCAAUGCCCAAUGGCAAAUUCUCCUGGUUUUGAUUCAGUGACAGUUUUGUAAGAAGGUGGAAAGCUGUCCCCUUCUACUGUGACUUUCUGUUUUGGUUUUUUUUUCUAAAAAUUGCCUUUAUUAACCAUAUUCCAGAAAUAUUUGUGCUGAGACUGAACUGUUCCACAUGGACUGUGUUGGGUUGAUGUGGCCAGAAAUGUGCAUUCUAUCACCAUCUC
Ficedula albicollis (Collared flycatcher) is the source of this 2263-nucleotide messenger RNA. RefSeq names its product antigen-presenting glycoprotein CD1d-like. Gene Ontology annotation, biological process: antigen processing and presentation, exogenous lipid antigen via MHC class Ib; antigen processing and presentation, endogenous lipid antigen via MHC class Ib; positive regulation of T cell mediated cytotoxicity. The transcript has 7 exons. NCBI's taxonomy places the organism in Eukaryota, Metazoa, Chordata, Aves, Passeriformes, Muscicapidae. Gene Ontology annotation, molecular function: exogenous lipid antigen binding; lipopeptide binding; endogenous lipid antigen binding. The record is from RefSeq and is a predicted model, not a curated record. Gene Ontology annotation, cellular component: external side of plasma membrane. The coding region runs from base 152 to 1783 and encodes 543 amino acids.